CCUCUGUAUUGAGAACAGUACACUGGGAGCUUUACUAAAAGACGUAGAUGUUUCUAACUUGGUUUUAUUGUGGGGUGUGAAUUUAGAGUUGAACUCUGUCUCUAUGGGUGUGACUUUUCUUUACAGCUCUCACGGUGUCAGUGAUCGCUCCAGUGAAGACAACAUAAAAGGUAUUAUUUUCACUGCAUAGUGCAUUAUUCAUCUCGGUAUAUUCCCUUGUGAGUUAAAACUUACUUCAUUUUUAUUUAGAACAUUCUUCCUGUUAUUUUCUGGAAGAGACGGCCAGCAGUGUGAGGAGACGUCAAAGAAGUUAAGAGGUUAACCGGGCACAAAAGCUGAAAUCUUUCAGUGAACCAGGCCUCGAGUUUUCAGUGAAGGAUGUCAUCCUGGCGGCGCAACACACUUCAAUGCCUCGCCAUGAAGAAUCAUGGAAGUCGAACCCUGAACGGAUCUUAUCACCAGUUUUCUUUCGUCAAGGCCAUAGUGCUUCUCACUGAUGAUUAAAAAUGAGGCGCUCAAGAACUCAGCCAAUUGCUGAAAUUGAGAAAUGGACAGAGAAAGACGUCCAUCGGUGGCUGAUGACAGAGGUCAAAGUACACAAGACAUGUGCAAACAGGUUUGUUGAAGAAGAAGUGUCAGGAGACUCUUUAGUUGCCUUUACAAAGACAGAUAUAUUGGACUUGGGAAUAAAACAUGGUCCUGCUGUCAAAAUAAUAUCUUAUCUUGAAAGUCUAAGAGAUGGUUUACAACGUGAUCAGUUCCCAGCUUAUGUGGAAAAUUGGACGAAGGAGCAAGUGCACCAGUGGUUACUGCAGCAUGUGAAUGUUUACAGCAAAUAUGCUAUACGGCUCCAAGAAGAAGAUGUGUCUGGAGAUUGUCUAGUUUGUUUCAAGAAGCAAGAUCUUCUAGACCUGGAAGUCAAAAGUGGCCCUGCUGUUAAGAUUCUGUCAAAUCUAAGUCAACUGAGCAAAGACCAAGAGCCGACUCUGCAACCCAUCCUUCAUAAUGAACAAAAAGAAGCUCCAAACCCCAUUCAACCAGAAGUCAGUGUGGCUCAGAUGGUAGUAUCGGAUCCAGCAGAACCAUUCAACACAACUGAAGUGCAAACUGACAAAAUGGUGGGAAAGAAGUCUGGAAAGGCUCAACAGCAAUUCAAGAAAGCUUCAGAGGAGAAGAAGAUUGAUGAGCCAAAGCCACAGAACUUCAACGCCAGAAAGAAAGAAACCAUGGUGACCUCAGUCCUUCCAGGAGUACCCAAUAUAACUGUGGUGAUCCAGCAAACCCUGGAUAACCUUAUAAAAGAAGACUUUAAAAAGUUUCAUUUCCACCUAAAACAAUACAAAACAUCCCAGUUUGAACCUAUUCGUGAGCGUAAACUGGAGGGCAAGGACACCAUGGACACUGCUAAAUUAAUGACUGACCACUAUGAGAGCAAUGGGGCUUUGAGAGUCACAGUAGAUGUUCUACGACAUAUCAGUCAAUGUAAACUUGCUAAUCAGCUUGAAAACACCAUGGGUGGACUGGAGCAGCAUCUUCUUUCGAGAGAUAAGAAGAAAGAAGCUAACCAGGGUGAAAAAUUGAAGAACUUGUUGACUUGUGGUGGAAACUCAUUGGACAACUACGACAACAUGAUUAUUGUUGUAAACAAGAGCAGUCCAGAGCAAGUGCAGUAUCUCAAGUUUCUAAAUAAACUGAAACUUUUCUGUGUGUUAGACUUUGACCCAAACUCCAAUACUCAGGUUGGACUGUGCCAUUCCUACAGAGAGUCAAGGUGGGCCAAUCUUCAUACCCCCUCACAGUAUCAAGGACAGGUUGACUCAGUCAUAAAGAACCUUAACCUCUACAAACAGACCAGCUGGGUCUUUUGCAAGACAUGACCUUGACAGUGACUCAAACAAGGAGUUAAACUAUUGGAACUGGCUGAGGAAAUCUUGCAGCGAUGUCGAGCAACUGGUUUCAUUCAUUUGCAACCCUGAAGUUCUUCCCCAUGGAAGAAGUCUCAUCAUGUUCCUCCUUCUUUCACCUGUCGACUCAGAGAAAGACCCCAUCUGUGACACCUACAAGGCUUUCAUGAAGAAUAUCGAAGAAGAAAUGAUCAUUCAUAUUUGUGAAUCUCAGAGCACAUAUGAGAAAUGGAAGGAACUGAUACAAGAAAAGUUGGACUUUGACAUUGACCAACAAUCAGUAUAUGAGCUGAGCCUCAGUGAGGUCAAUGGAACAGUACUGGCUCUCAGACCAUUCAGUGAGUCAUCUGAAAGGCUGCUUCCAUCCUCUGACUCCAGCUUUGUCGUUCUAAAAAAUAAGGAGGAAGACUUAUUGACAGCUUUGGACAUUUUGUGUCUGAACUAGUGUGAAAAUAUCUAUGACGAUAACAGUCCGGAGUUUAAUGACAAAAGAACAAAAGUUGAGGAGGAAUUCUACAGGGGAGGCAAAGUCAAAUGGUGGAACUUCUUCUUCUGUGACAAAGACAAACAGAGAUCAUUUAUCAAGAGAGACAAGUAUGAAAAUGUGAAAAAGAUGAUCAGGAGUGAGUUGAGAGAGUCAAAAGACAUGUGUGUUCUGCUCAAUCUGUUUCACAAUCCAGGCUGUGGUGGAACCACUUUAGCAAUGCAUGUCAUGUGGGAUCUCCGUAAGGAGAUUAGAUGUGCUGUGCUGAAAGACAAUUCACUGCCAAUGACAGAAGUUGCUGUCCAAGUUGUCAAACUCAUGAAGCUGGAAAACGAGAAACCAUGUCCAGUUUUGCUGUUAGUUGACGACUCAAAGGAAACAGAGAAUCCUUACAAACUUUGUAACUGCAUCCCUCAAACUGUAGAGUCUCACUCUAACAUAAAUGUGGAUAAGGCACAAAGUUGUAAAGUCAUCAUCCUUAACUGUGUUCGUUCCCAAAAUCCAAAAGAUUCAUACAGACGGCACAAACCAAGUCAGUACAUAACUGCCAAAUUGUCACCAGAAGAACAGAAUGAGUUUGAAAAAAAACUCAAAGAGUUGAGAGAAACGCAUGAUACACCUGAAAACUUUUACAGUUUCAUGAUCAUGAAGAGCAAUUUUGACAAAAAAUACAUUGCCGAUCUUGCUCGUAACACUCUGGAGAACUUUGAUUUCAGCUCAAAGAAUGCCCAACUUUUUUCCUUCUUAGCAUUACUUAACACCUAUGUGGCAGAAUCAGAAAUCUCUCGCUCUCUCUGUGAAGAUUUUCUUGGUAUGAAAAGGAUUCGCUGGCAAGAGGAAAGUGCACUGGACAGAAUGGAGCCUUUCUCAAACCUUCUCAUCAUUGACAGAGUUGAAGAAUGGGGAGGAUAUGAAGGAAUCCGAAUCCUUCACAACUCCAUAGCAUCUGCAUGCCUAGAGGAGUUUGAGAGAAGCCACUCUUUAAAAGUGAGUGAUAUCACUAUAGAGAUUCUACAUUGUGAUCUGUUCUUCAGCAUUGGGGUUGUCAAAAAUAGAUUCAUGGACUCAAUUCAACAAAUGUUGAUUGCAAGGCAGCAAAGGAAGGAUGGUUUUUUCAGAGAACCAUUUUCUCCUCUGAUCGACAAAAUUCACAGUGAGCAAGGGAGACAAACUGUUCAACAGAUCUUUGUGAAAGCAUCAACAAGGUUCGAGAAAAGUUUAUCUAUUCCUCAGGCACUGGCCAGGUAUUUGUACAUCAAAGAGCAUGACUUCCCAGAAGCUCUGAUAUGGGCUGAAAAGGCCAAGAACAUUAAAGCAAACCCGUACACGUUUGACACAAUAGGGCAGAUUCACAAAAGCAACUUAAAAUCAAACAACGAUAGGGGAAAACAGGAGACUUCUUGCAUUCCAGAGGAAUUAAACACAAACAUUAAAAUAGCAAGCAAUGCUAUCACAGCAUUCAAAAAGGCUCAAGAGCUGGCAAACUCAGAGGAGGAACCUGAGGAGGAACCUGAGGAGGAACCUGAGGAGGAGGCUGUUGAUGAGUCGGAUGACUUUCCACGAAAGUCAUAUCAUGUUCAGGGCUACGUUGGUGUUCUGGAAAUUGCAUUCCUGGUCUUUGAGAUAUUGAGCAGAUUGCCAUUCUUUGAUCAAAGUGAUCCAAUGAAGAAGAUGUACUUCCAGAGCUUCCUUAAAAAAGCAAUCCCAAUCACCAGUGUGUAUAAGGAGGACAACGAGAGAAAUAACACCUAUGAGGAGAUCAUCAAAGAACACGAAUGUUUUCUUCAAAAUUUGAAAACUGAGGUAAAAGAAACUUUUGAACUUCUUAACUCUUUCUUCACAUAUAUGAAGGGACGCUACCCAGAAUUCCAAAAAAAGAUUUCUUCUCUUUUUAAACACCAUGUUAGUCUCUUCUGCAGCACACCAGAGGAAAUGAAAAAAGAACAACAAAACAACCCUAAUCUGAACUUGAAAAUCAAUAUUGAGGAACAAAGAUUGUUUCUUGAGAAGAGCCAAGCAGACACAUUUGCAGGGAUUCUUCAGCAUUUGGACAAACCUGCAGAGGAGAUCGAGAGGAUCACAGAAUGCUAUGCAUAUUUGCAACAACAACAUCACCAAUUAACCAACAAAAAGCAAAAGACAAAGGAAACAAUCAAUUGCAUUCUGUCAAACAUAGUUCUUUACCUUUUGAAACCAAACUCUAAACAUGUAAAGGGUAUCGCCUUCCUCUCAGACCUACUUUCAAAAACUUUGCAAGAUGUAGGACUUAGAUAUCCCUUCCCCGACCCAUACUACCUGGCUCUGCUGUUGUUCUGGCCAAGGACAACUGAGGAAGAUACGGAAAUUGCAACUUAUGUUACAGCAAUUCGGAACUCAACCCGCAAAUACCUGACUCCUUUGUUUCAAAAAAGGAGCACAGUUGCUCAUCUCUACUUGGGAAAAGAAGAAGGACUCAAGAGGCUUGUUUCUAAACCCCAACUCGAUGAGAACUUCAAGAGGGAAGGCCGUGAAACCUUGGCACAACGCUGGCGGAAUGGCGACAUUUUUAAAGACAAAACAAUUAUCAACCGUCUUCAGCGAGUCAGAGGAAGCAUCGAGCAGGGGGAGGUGUUUGCCAAUUAUGGAAAACUGAAAAUCCCUGUGCGCCCAGCUCUCGUUCAUCGUGUUAGUGGUGGUUUCAGUACAGAAAAGGUUUCUUUCUACCUUGGUUUUGCAAUCAAGGGACCUCUUGCUUACGAUAUCCAGUAUGAAAACUAGGGUGGUAAAUGUACAAACAUGUGCUGCACAAGCACAAGCACAAGCACUGCAACUGGAACCACUUGAAAAACAGGUGAUGAACUGUGUUGGAGUCUGACACAGACUACAUAAAUAGACAAAUGACAAUCAAAUGGUAAAAGCCAGUCCUGUAAUGCAGUUCUAAGUAUGUCUGAAUGAUUUUGAUUUUACAAACCAACCAAGUUGUUUUGUACGUAAGUGAAAUAUAUUUUUAAGUGACUUAAUAUUUUAUGAAUGUUAGAGGUACAUUUUCUGAUGAACUUUUGUUGUUUUAGUUAUUGUUAUUGUCUGUCUGAGAUGGGGCUAAUUCCCCAAACUGAUUUCUAUUUGUUUAUUGACGUGACCCUGAGUCAUAUUUCUGUAUUAAUAAUCUUUUAAUGAAAUGUGCAGCCCUGUCUCCUCCCCAGCAGUGUGUCUGUCAGUGGGUGUGUGUUUAGGUGGAUCAGAUGGUGAUGCAGAGGCUGCUGCUGAAUGGAGGGAGGAAAGGAGAUUUUCCGCAAACGGAUUGGUCGAACUAGCUUUAAAACUACGCUGCUGCAGUCUGUGCUUCUCUUGCCACCAAAGCCAGCCGGUUUACAGAAUCUUUUUGUAUUGUGUCGGCCAGAACUUGUUUUCAGUUGUUGUGUACUUGGAGGAUUGUUUGUUUGUGUUAGAUCAAAUCGUGUAUUGUUGAUACAAGUGUAAACUGUAAAUAUGUAUGCACCACACAGCAGUGAUGAGAAGGGAGACCCUAUUGUUUUGUUCACUAUUUUUUCUCCUGUUUUUAUGUUAGUGGAAUAGGCAAGAGAUUUGUCAUUUUGUUUACUUUCUUUUCAUGUUAGGAAAGACGAGGGUGUUGCUAAUCUUUUUGAUUUUUGUUUUUGGACCAUUCUCUGCCCUAAAAAUGAAUAAAACUGCUGUGUUCAAUCUGAA
Labrus mixtus (cuckoo wrasse) is the source of this 6075-nucleotide messenger RNA. Its product is annotated as sterile alpha motif domain-containing protein 9-like. The transcript is spliced from 5 exons. Gene Ontology annotation, molecular function: protein binding. Bases 507 to 1877 code for a protein of 456 amino acids. Lineage: Eukaryota; Metazoa; Chordata; Actinopteri; Labriformes; Labridae. Gene Ontology annotation, cellular component: cytoplasm. The record is from RefSeq and is a predicted model, not a curated record.